GAAGCUAAAUUAAAAUUCGUUAUUAGGGUUCUGCUCCUACUACGCCGUAAUUUUGAUUCCUUUAGUUUUUUGAUUUCAGGGUCGAUAUGGAGAUUGAGAGAAACGUUUCAGUCCCUGGUAAGAAGAAUCUAGUUAAAGUCGAGUUCAAGCUUGGGACAGAGAGCUACAUCAUUGAUUCAUCAAACAAGGGUGAUACUGUAUUGGACCAAUUGGUUUCGAUGAAAGUUGAAAGUAUGAAGAUACUUAAAGAUUUUAUCACAAAGCAUAAUGUUCCAGAUGAUGAUGAUGUCCCCGACCAAAUCUUGUCUGAUGAUGAAGAAGGUGAUGAUGUUGCUUCUCCUGUAAUAUGUCCUGUGAAACCUAAGAAGACAAAGAUUUGAGUUCGUUUUUAGUUAUCACUACUGUCUUGUUAGCUGGUGAUUUGAUCUUGAACCUUUGUCAAAUUUUGUUAACAGUUUUGGGGUUUUCUAGAGAGAA
Messenger RNA from Capsella rubella, 477 nucleotides. RefSeq lists its product as uncharacterized. Bases 87 to 380 code for a protein of 97 amino acids. The transcript has a single exon. Lineage: Eukaryota; Viridiplantae; Streptophyta; Magnoliopsida; Brassicales; Brassicaceae. The record is from RefSeq and is a predicted model, not a curated record.